Melitaea cinxia (Glanville fritillary) is the source of this 942-nucleotide messenger RNA. RefSeq names its product elongation of very long chain fatty acids protein AAEL008004-like. Gene Ontology annotation, cellular component: endoplasmic reticulum membrane. Gene Ontology annotation, biological process: sphingolipid biosynthetic process; fatty acid elongation, monounsaturated fatty acid; fatty acid elongation, saturated fatty acid. The transcript has 6 exons. Bases 1 to 942 code for a protein of 313 amino acids. NCBI's taxonomy places the organism in Eukaryota, Metazoa, Arthropoda, Insecta, Lepidoptera, Nymphalidae. Gene Ontology annotation, molecular function: fatty acid elongase activity. The record is from RefSeq and is a predicted model, not a curated record.
AUGGCGACAAUUAUAAGGAAGUCCAUAGAGGCGUACAAGUUUGUAUUCAUUGAAAUUCCAGAUCCGAGAACGAAAGACUGGUUUCUGCUAGCGAAGCCGUACCAGGGGCUAACGCUUUUAGCACUUUAUUUGCUUUUUGUACUCAAAUGGGGUCCGAAGCUAAUGAAGGAUCGACAACCGUUAAAUCUAGAUAAAAUUAUGAUUGUAUAUAAUUUAAUACAGAUCAUUUCUUGUGCAUUUAUGUUUAUUACAGGCCUCAAUAUUUGGACUACUAAAUAUAGGCUAUUCUGUGAACCGGUCGACUUCUCUGAUUCAGAAGAAUCUUUAUAUAUAGCGAAAUUAGUUUACUAUUAUUUCAUAUUGAAAAUUUUGGAUCUUGCUGAUACGAUAUUUUUCGUUUUCCGCAAGAAGUUCAAGCAAAUAUCAUUUUUACACGUCUAUCACCACACUGGGAUGGUGUUGAUAAUUUGGGGUGCAGGCACAUAUCUACCAGGUGGACAUGCGACAUUUGUGGGGCUAAUAAAUUCAUUUGUACAUGUCGUGAUGUACUCAUACUAUCUUUUGACUAUCAUUAAGCCUUCAAUGAAGAAUUCAGUUGCGAUUAAAAAAUUUGUCACACAAAUUCAAAUUAUACAAUUUCUUCUAUUCUCAUUGCAUAUGGGAUCGUUGGUGUUCAUACCAGAUUGCGCCUAUCCCAGAUGGACAUCAGCGGUCUUCCUGCCUCAGAAUCUAUUUAUGCUGAUACUUUUCAUAGAUUUUUAUAUAAAAACUUAUAUCAGAAAACCUAAACAGUCAGCACAGAGUAAAAAAAUAAAUGAAGAAAACAGGGAAAACGGAGAUACUCCGCAAAAAAAUGGAAGUAAUAAAAUUGGAUCUGAAUAUAAACUCGCCGAGGACUCAAAAGCAAUUUUAAGAAAUGGACAUAAACAAAAUGUGGAGUAA